Dromiciops gliroides (monito del monte) is the source of this 3058-nucleotide messenger RNA. Its product is annotated as polyubiquitin-C. The record is from RefSeq and is a predicted model, not a curated record. Gene Ontology annotation, cellular component: nucleus; cytoplasm. The transcript has 2 exons. The coding region runs from base 158 to 3016 and encodes 952 amino acids. Gene Ontology annotation, biological process: modification-dependent protein catabolic process; protein ubiquitination. NCBI's taxonomy places the organism in Eukaryota, Metazoa, Chordata, Mammalia, Microbiotheria, Microbiotheriidae. Gene Ontology annotation, molecular function: protein tag activity; ubiquitin protein ligase binding.
GCCUACGCUCGAGGUGACGCGUCCCACCACGUCGCAUAAAUAGCGAGCGGGGGCUGUAAGCAGCGCAUAACCGGGUAUAGUCUUCUUGGUGACUGCUUCUUGUGGAGUUUGGCGGCGCGAUCUUCUCGAGUCCUAGCUUCCUUACAAAGAGAUCACAAUGCAGAUCUUUGUGAAGACCCUGACAGGCAAGACCAUCACCCUGGAGGUGGAGCCCAGUGACACUAUUGAGAAUGUGAAGGCCAAGAUCCAGGACAAAGAGGGCAUCCCUCCUGACCAGCAGAGGCUCAUCUUUGCAGGCAAGCAGCUGGAAGACGGGCGCACCCUGUCUGACUACAACAUCCAGAAAGAGUCCACCCUCCACCUGGUGCUGCGUCUGAGAGGUGGCAUGCAGAUCUUUGUGAAGACCCUGACGGGCAAGACCAUCACCCUGGAGGUGGAGCCCAGUGACACUAUUGAGAAUGUGAAGGCCAAGAUCCAGGACAAAGAGGGCAUCCCUCCUGACCAGCAGAGGCUCAUCUUUGCAGGCAAGCAGCUGGAAGACGGGCGCACCCUGUCUGACUACAACAUCCAGAAAGAGUCCACCCUCCACCUGGUGCUGCGUCUGAGAGGUGGCAUGCAGAUCUUUGUGAAGACCCUGACGGGCAAGACCAUCACCCUGGAGGUGGAGCCCAGUGACACUAUUGAGAAUGUGAAGGCCAAGAUCCAGGACAAAGAGGGCAUCCCUCCUGACCAGCAGAGGCUCAUCUUUGCAGGCAAGCAGCUGGAAGACGGGCGCACCCUGUCUGACUACAACAUCCAGAAAGAGUCCACCCUCCACCUGGUGCUGCGUCUGAGAGGUGGCAUGCAGAUCUUCGUGAAGACCCUGACGGGCAAGACCAUCACCCUGGAGGUGGAGCCCAGUGACACUAUUGAGAAUGUGAAGGCCAAGAUCCAGGACAAAGAGGGCAUCCCUCCUGACCAGCAGAGGCUCAUCUUUGCAGGCAAGCAGCUGGAAGACGGGCGCACCCUGUCUGACUACAACAUCCAGAAAGAGUCCACCCUCCACCUGGUGCUGCGUCUGAGAGGUGGCAUGCAGAUCUUUGUGAAGACCCUGACGGGCAAGACCAUCACCCUGGAGGUGGAGCCCAGUGACACUAUUGAGAAUGUGAAGGCCAAGAUCCAGGACAAAGAGGGCAUCCCUCCUGACCAGCAGAGGCUCAUCUUUGCAGGCAAGCAGCUGGAAGACGGGCGCACCCUGUCUGACUACAACAUCCAGAAAGAGUCCACCCUCCACCUGGUGCUGCGUCUGAGAGGUGGCAUGCAGAUCUUUGUGAAGACCCUGACAGGCAAGACCAUCACCCUGGAGGUGGAGCCCAGUGACACUAUUGAGAAUGUGAAGGCCAAGAUCCAGGACAAAGAGGGCAUCCCUCCUGACCAGCAGAGGCUCAUCUUUGCAGGCAAGCAGCUGGAAGACGGGCGCACCCUGUCUGACUACAACAUCCAGAAAGAGUCCACCCUCCACCUGGUGCUGCGUCUGAGAGGUGGCAUGCAGAUCUUUGUGAAGACCCUGACAGGCAAGACCAUCACCCUGGAGGUGGAGCCCAGUGACACUAUUGAGAAUGUGAAGGCCAAGAUCCAGGACAAAGAGGGCAUCCCUCCUGACCAGCAGAGGCUCAUCUUUGCAGGCAAGCAGCUGGAAGACGGGCGCACCCUGUCUGACUACAACAUCCAGAAAGAGUCCACCCUCCACCUGGUGCUGCGUCUGAGAGGUGGCAUGCAGAUCUUCGUGAAGACCCUGACAGGCAAGACCAUCACCCUGGAGGUGGAGCCCAGUGACACUAUUGAGAAUGUGAAGGCCAAGAUCCAGGACAAAGAGGGCAUCCCUCCUGACCAGCAGAGGCUCAUCUUUGCAGGCAAGCAGCUGGAAGACGGGCGCACCCUGUCUGACUACAACAUCCAGAAAGAGUCCACCCUCCACCUGGUGCUGCGUCUGAGAGGUGGCAUGCAGAUCUUUGUGAAGACCCUGACAGGCAAGACCAUCACCCUGGAGGUGGAGCCCAGUGACACUAUUGAGAAUGUGAAGGCCAAGAUCCAGGACAAAGAGGGCAUCCCUCCUGACCAGCAGAGGCUCAUCUUUGCAGGCAAGCAGCUGGAAGACGGGCGCACCCUGUCUGACUACAACAUCCAGAAAGAGUCCACCCUCCACCUGGUGCUGCGUCUGAGAGGUGGCAUGCAGAUCUUUGUGAAGACCCUGACGGGCAAGACCAUCACCCUGGAGGUGGAGCCCAGUGACACUAUUGAGAAUGUGAAGGCCAAGAUCCAGGACAAAGAGGGCAUCCCUCCUGACCAGCAGAGGCUCAUCUUUGCAGGCAAGCAGCUGGAAGAUGGCCGCACCCUCUCUGAUUACAACAUCCAGAAGGAGUCAACCCUGCACCUGGUCCUUCGCCUGAGAGGUGGCAUGCAGAUCUUCGUGAAGACCCUGACCGGCAAGACCAUCACCCUGGAGGUGGAGCCCAGUGACACCAUCGAGAAUGUGAAGGCCAAGAUCCAGGACAAAGAGGGCAUCCCUCCUGACCAGCAGAGGCUCAUCUUUGCAGGCAAGCAGCUGGAAGAUGGGCGCACCCUGUCUGACUACAACAUCCAGAAAGAGUCCACCCUCCACCUGGUGCUGCGUCUGAGAGGUGGCAUGCAGAUCUUCGUGAAGACCCUGACAGGCAAGACCAUCACCCUGGAGGUGGAGCCCAGUGACACUAUUGAGAAUGUGAAGGCCAAGAUCCAGGACAAAGAGGGCAUCCCUCCUGACCAGCAGAGGCUCAUCUUUGCAGGCAAGCAGCUGGAAGACGGGCGCACCCUGUCUGACUACAACAUCCAGAAAGAGUCCACCCUCCACCUGGUGCUGCGUCUGAGAGGUGGCAUGCAGAUCUUUGUGAAGACCCUGACGGGCAAGACCAUCACCCUGGAGGUGCAGCCCAGUGACACUAUUGAGAAUGUAAAGGCCAGAAAUGAGGACAAGGGGGGAGAUUACCAGGUUCAGUAACAGCUGAGUCAAAUGCUAAUAAAGAUUUUUGUUGCACAUUGA